CAGAAGGGCUUGCCUUGGCUUUCAGAGCCAAGGGCAGAAGGAAGGAAGACAGGAGGCUCCUCCAUUCCUCCUUCUCCAUCUUUUGGGCUGGAGGAGGAGGAGGAGGCGGAGGCCUGUGGCCUGGCCUUGCCCUCUGCCCAAGGCCCUCCAGGUCCAGUGUGGGGCGGGGACCAGGGCUCCUCCUUCCUCCUUCCUUCCCUUCCCUCCUUUCUCUCCCUUCCUUCCUUCUCUCCACGUUGCGCCCUGGAGCGCAUCUGGCCAGCUUUCCUUCUCCUCCUCUUCCAUCUUCUUCUCCUGGGGACCAUCCAAAAGGGCUGAGGAUGUCGGGCUUGGACUACCUGGCGGCCGAGUGCCUGGUCUCCAUCUCCAGGGGGGUCUCGGUCCACCCAGUGGCCCCCCAAAGAAACUGGGGGGCUGGGAAUGGAGGGCACCCCUUGGCCCCCAGCCCUGGCCAUGCCCUCCACCAUGCCAGCCUGGGUCCUCCUCCUUCUUCCUCUCCGAUGGGGGGCACCAGGCACCCUCUGCCCCCCUCGGAGCCCCCCCAGGCCAGGAGGCACCGCUGCCCCUUCCCAGGCUGCCCCAAGGGCUACGGCAAGGCCUCCCACCUCAAGGCCCACCUCCGCAGCCACACCGGCGAGCGCCCCUUCCCUUGCAACUGGCCCAGUUGCCAAAAGAGGUUUGCGCGUUCGGAUGAACUGGCCCGCCACUUCCGGACCCACACUGGCGAAAAGCGCUUCGCAUGCCCUCUGUGCGAGAAGCGCUUCAUGCGGAGCGACCACCUCUCCAAACACGUCCGCCGGCACCCGGCCUUCCAGCCUGGCAUGGUCCAACGCUCUGACUGGCACAGCACUUCCCCCAGCGAUUCGGGUGCCAGCAGUCUGGCAGGAAGUCCUGCCCCAGGAAGUCCCGCCUCCGACAGCCCUGGAAGUUUGAAUCCUCACUAAUCUGUAAAAUGGGCGCGUCGGAAGCAAUGGGACUCACGCCGCUUGGUGUCUAUCUCAGGACCGUGUAGGUCUGGGGAAUGCAACCUUUUAAAACACACACACCAACACACACACUGCAACUCCCAUAAUCCCCUGGCUUGCAAUUGCCUGGAGGACACUGGGGAGUUGUUGUCCCAAAAAUGUUACUGACCCCUACAAGCCCUGACCCAAAGCAGGCUGGAGGAUGCUGGGAAUUGUUGUGAAAAAAGAGAUACCUGAGCCCCAGUCUGGGAAAUACUGAGAAUUGUUGUCCAAAGAAAGAAAUAGCUGAACCCCAGGCUGGGGGAUACUGGGAAUUGUUCUCCAAAAAGAGAAACACGCCUGGAAAAAAAUCAAGGAUUUUGUACUUGCAAAAGCUGGAUGUUGUAGUUGCAAAUGUCUGCAUGCCAGGCCUUAUCCGUAGCAUAUGAAGGAUACUGGGAAUUGCAGUCCCUUCCAAAAGUGGCAUACCCAAACUCCAGGCCCUGACCUCUAGCAUGCACCCUGGUCCUACUCCGAAAUACUGUUUUUCAGAAUCCUAGGAGCGAUGCCUCCUUGUUAUCGUCCAUUCCCCUUUCUCCAAAGAAUUAAUAUAUUAAUAUACUGGACCCUCCCUUUUUGGUCCUGUUGGUGACGGUCACUGGAUGGGCAACCAGCUUCGGUCUGAGACCUUGAAUCCAUUGGUCAUUCCCCCGGUGGACUUGAGUACAGUACUACCUUUUAUCCUGUUUGCCAUACAAAAGAGGGAUUCACCUGGCAUCUCUGUGGCUGACAUGGCAUUGCUGGCAAGAUCACUCCACUUUGUUCAUAUGGCGCAAAGUGGAACUGUGGAACUCACUGCCACAAGGUGCCACACUGGCUGCCAACCAGUCAGGUUUCCAAUGGAAAUUGGCUAAAUUUACAAAAGAUGGGGGAAUCAAUGGCUACUUGCCAAGACGGGUAGCAAUAUCUGAGAUGGCAGAGGCAAACCCACCUUGGAACAAAUCUUGGCAAGGACUCAAAGGCACACAACAACAACAGCAACAAUGCCUCUGUUAUCCCAGUGACUGUGGAUUGUGAGACCAAAAGUACCGUUGUAGAGUUCUUAGGUUCAAAUCCCACUGAAUCAAUGCAGUUUAUUUGUGCAUGCGCUGAUUCAGUGGAGUUCGAACUAAGGAAGAGGAUUGAUGGCACCAUCUUGUAUAAAUUUAGCCCAUCCUGGGACAUCAGGAGGCGUUUUUGUGAGAUCCCUUGAACAAAAUAACUGUGUGCUUUCUCACAAUUGAGCAGCCCAGGUGUGAUGGUCUGUAUGGGGACUUGUGUGACGUCAACAUUGCAAUGGCUAGGCAAACCUGAAAUAGGACAUCAACUAUGUACGUAACGGCCUUUACGCCGGGAUAAAACCACAACUGGACUCUAGCCAUUUUUCUCCCUUGGGAUAUUACUUGGAACAUGGCUGGACCGAUCCAAGUUCGGGGCAUUUUAUGUACAUGAUCAGGUUUGCAAGAAAGCACUUUCCUCCCCACUUCUGUGGCGGCUUUCUAUGCAUCGCUGUGUGUUCAGGAUGUGUCUGAAAGACAAUCAAGACAUUAUUGGGUUUCUUGGUUGUCGUUGUCAAGAGUGAAUUUGGGUGCCUUAGUGGUUUUUUGGAGAUAGGGCAAAAAUCUCUCUUUCUGUGAGUUCUCUCUUGCACUUUGUGUUUUUUGGGGAAACAUGGCUCUGUUUGUUUGGCGCAGGAAACUUAAACUUUGGGAAGAUGUUAGGUCAGGGAGUCUGUCACAUCUCACAGUGCCUUUUUUGCACAGAAUUUGAACCCAGGACUUGUAGAUGUCAGAAUAUAGGGCAGGGGAGAGGGAGCAGUUUCCAAAAGCUCAAAAGAAGAGAAGGGAAUUGCUGCAGAUGUUUUAGCACUAGCUUCCCUUCCCUAUGAUCUCAGGGAAUUAUGGAUCCAAAACACACUGCAGAAAUAAUCUACUUUGAGACCGCUUUAACUGCCCUGGCUCAGUGCUAGGGAAUUCUGGGAACUGUAGCUUUUUGAGACAUUUGGCCUUCUCUAUCAGAAGUGCCACUGUGAGUAAUGUAUAGCACGCAACAACCACAAUAAACUACAGUUCCCAGGAGUCCCUAGCACUGAGCCAGGGCAGUUAAAGCAGUCUCAAACAGGAUUAUUUCUGCACUGUGUUAUAUGGACCUUAGUUGCAAGCAUUAGAGAAGAAAUUUGUAUUUUUGAAUUUUUUUAAAAUUGUGGUGGAAAUGUUUUAUUUUUAGUGUGGUGACCCAAAUCCCCCUUGAUACCUCCAUGGUUCCCAUGCAAUGGCAUCCCUUCCAACUCUGUGAGUUGAUGUCCCUCCAUCCCUUCUGGAUUUUUAUAUAAAUGCAAAGCUGCUUAUGCAUUUCUUCCUCUAUAAAUCAAGAAGACCUUUGAGGAAGACGUCUAAGGAAAGCAAGUGAGGGAGGAAGAAAGACUGUGAUCCAAAACACACUGCAAAAAUAAUCCAGUUUGAGACUGCUUUAACUGCUCUGGCUCAGUGCUAGGGAA
This is a messenger RNA of Sceloporus undulatus (fence lizard), 3480 nucleotides long. RefSeq names its product Kruppel like factor 16 (gene KLF16). The coding region runs from base 321 to 944 and encodes 207 amino acids. The transcript is spliced from 2 exons. NCBI's taxonomy places the organism in Eukaryota, Metazoa, Chordata, Lepidosauria, Squamata, Phrynosomatidae. Gene Ontology annotation, molecular function: DNA-binding transcription factor activity, RNA polymerase II-specific; RNA polymerase II cis-regulatory region sequence-specific DNA binding. The record is from RefSeq and is a predicted model, not a curated record. Gene Ontology annotation, biological process: regulation of transcription by RNA polymerase II.